AUGGCGGAAUCCAGGGAAAACGAGAAGACUGAGCUCAAAGGGUUGCGCCGGGCUUCCUUUGCUCGUGCCCUCCACGUGCCAGCCAUCGGCCGACGGAAGCACGUUGAGAUCGUGGAAAAUGCCAAUCGCAACGCCUCGCCCAGCGGGAAAAUCAUGGAAAAAGUGUCUCAGCGCACCCCCAGCCCCAAUCCUGUGACAGUCUCCAUUGCUCCUCGAGGAACUGAGCACAAUGACAGCGAGGAAGGCGCGGAGAUUCCGGAUAUACCACUUCGACGGUCACAUGUGAAGCGGGUCAGCGCGGACUACAGUGGCUCACCACUCACCACCUUGGAGCGAAUGUUGAAUACGGGCGGGACCCCGGAUGUAUCGAACAACCACGCUUUUGGUCCUAUGAAUCCCAAUUCAAUGAUGUCCAGUGGCGAGAGGAGCCUAUCCGAUGUCCCAGAGGCUUCAUCUGCAUCAACGAUCAGACCAGAGGCUGAUUCGUAUCUCGAAUCUGUGAGGGAGACUCACUCCGCCCCCGAGUCCACCAUCGGCUCAGCUAUAUCUCCGUACCCGAGGAGCGCCCAAGAUAGAUCGACCAUCGAGCCAUCCAUAACCUCAGUCUCGCUGCAUACUGAUUUCUCGUCACCCCUGCCCGCUUUGCAAACAAGAGGCGCCGACGAGUUGUGCGAUGCUCUUGAACCGCUGGCUGAGGAGGAUGUGGAGCCAGGCAGCUUCGACCUGGUCAUACCCGCGACAAAUCUCACCGUCUACAACCUCGAGAGGAGAUCGGAGCUUUUGUUCUCAGUGGACCAUCUGCGGCUUAUUUUUGGUGAUCCCAUUUUCCUGCAAAGAUUUCUGAACUUCAUAAGCAUCUAUCGGCCCCAGUCUCUACCUCUUCUGCGUUACUAUCUUGAAGCGUUGAAGGCGAUCCGGGCUCUUGAGUGGGUCAAUAGUGUGAUCUCGGGUACGUUGCGACUAGAUGGAUAUGACUUUGCUCUCAAGGGCCCACUGGAGCCAACGACGAACAAGUCUCUGCUGCAGAAAGCGGAGGACGCCUGUGAGAGGCUCGCGAGGGACGAACUGCCUGCCUACAUCACCCAUGUCUGGACCGAGUUUGUCGAGACUUCGAUGAGAAGACGCAUCACUGGCACUCUGCCGGCGCACCUGCAUGACAUGAGCGACGGUCUUGCUGAGGUCUUUUGUAUCACUGACCCGUCUCGGCCGGACAACCCUAUUGUUUUCACAUCCGAAGAAUUCCAUCGUAUGACCCAGUAUGGUCUUGACUAUGUCAUUGGGAGGAAUUGUCGCUUCCUUCAAGGUCCAAAGACGAACCCAUUUGCGGUACAGAGGAUCCGGGAGAAGCUUGAUCAGGGAAAGCAGCAUUACGAGACAUUCCUGAACUACAGGCGGGAUGGCUCACCGUUCAUGAAUUUGCUCAUGUGUGCACCCUUGAUGGAUUCUACAGGAGUUGUGCGGUACUUCCUAGGGGCGCAGGUCGACGUGUCUGGGUUGGCCAAAGAUUGCUCUGGGCUGGAGUCCCUGCGAAGGCUGGUCGACAGAGAUGGAGGAGACAAGCAAGGGUCUGGAACUCAAGAUAUUGACGGCGAUGCUGUCUCCAGAGUGGACAGUGGCGCCGACGUGGACUCGACCGCGCCUGCCAACAUUCCACUACCACCUAGAGAUGCCGAAUUUGCCGAGGAGGACAGGUUCCGCCUCCUCUGUGAGAUAUUCAACCGGCAGGAACUCGAAACCGUCCGGCGCUACGGUGGCCGGAUGCACCGGUCCCAACAAGAACAGAUUCAGCACGAGUCAACCUCGAACUGGUCUAAAGGUCGCGUCAUAAUCCAUGACAAUGAGACCUCGCCGCCCAGCACUCCACGACGACAGAACAACUCAGAGGUGCACGACUACACCGGGAACAUCACCAUCUCCCCAAGAGCCACUUCCCCGCCUCUAUCGGUCGCUCCGAUCCCUUCAAUCCCGGCGGUCCCUACUACUCUUCACGGUCCGCGGGUGCCUACAAUCUACGAGCACUUCCUCGUCGUACGGCCAUACCCGUCGCUGAAGAUCCUCUUCGCUUCGCCAUCCCUGCGCGUGCCGGGGAUCCUGCAGAGCCACCUGAUGAGCCGGAUCGGCGGCUCGAAGCGCAUUCACGAGGAGCUCGAGCAGGCCUUCGCGCUGGGCCAGGGGGUGACGGCCAAGGUGCGGUGGGUGUCGGGGAGCGUGCGGAGCGACAGCAGCAGCGGCAGCAGCAGCAUCGAGAACGGCGGCAAGGAGGGCCGGCCGCGCUGGAUCCACUGCACGCCGCUGAUCGGGUCCAACGGCUCGGUCGGGGUGUGGAUGGUCGUCGUCGUCGACGAGGACGCGGACGGCGGCGGCGGGCGCCUGCGGAGGGACGCGCCGUCCGUCAACGGCCCGCGCGCCAGGGGCGACAGGCGCAAGAACCACGACAGCCUCCUCGCCCUCGACACCAUGUCGCUCAACGACUUCGCCGCCAUGAACAGCCUGCCUCAGGACGAGGACCUGAGGCAGCACGUCAGGCACAUGUACGAGGAGACGAGGAGGCGCGAGAGGCUUGCUGGGAUGGACAGCUGGGAUAAGAAGUGGCCCGAAUCGAGGGACGGGGAUAGAGAGACCAUCAGGGUGAAAGAGGGGACCAUCACGAGUUCUGGGUCCUGGAGGGGAAGGGUGGAAGAGCUGCGAAAGGUGUAUAACAGAAGCCGUAGCAGCUCGCCGUUCACUUUGAAGGUGGAUGAUUGA
This is a messenger RNA of Diaporthe amygdali, 2745 nucleotides long. RefSeq lists its product as uncharacterized. Gene Ontology annotation, cellular component: nucleus. NCBI's taxonomy places the organism in Eukaryota, Fungi, Ascomycota, Sordariomycetes, Diaporthales, Diaporthaceae. The record is from RefSeq and is a predicted model, not a curated record. The transcript has 3 exons. Bases 1 to 2745 code for a protein of 914 amino acids.